AUGUCCCCCAUGAAGCCGCAGCCCCUUCAGGGCUCGUCCCCAUCCCCUGAUGCGCAGAAGUUCCGGAACUCCGGUGUGAUGUUGCGGCUGCGUUACACCGGCAACCGCCCGUGCCCAGAGAACAACACACCCUACUCCCUUAUUCCCUGCCCCUUGGAUCCGAUCUUGGUACCUCCAAAUGCAGCCCCAAAAGAAGAGCACUUUUGUCCUGCUGGUGGCCGAGCCCAGCCCUUGUCGGAGCGAGGACAAAAAGAGCUGCCUACGGAGAGUAAGGAGCUGGUGGGUGCUGAGGCAGGUGCGGGACCGGGUCUGUGCCCGGGUCCCGCAGGCAGGGAGCACGGCCGCUCACCCCUGCCCUCUCUGCUCUGGCAGGUCCUCAAGCCCUUACCGCUCCGCAAGGUGCUGAAGCGCAGCAGGCGCAGGAUCCUCCAGCUGCACGCGCCAGCCUGUCAGAGCUGGCUUUUCCAACAUGUGCUGGAGCUGGAGGAUGAGGCUGCCAGCAGGACCAAAGUGGGGCUGCAAGAGGAGGAGGAGAUGGAAGUCGAUGUGGAGGUGGAGGAGGAGGAGGCGAUGGAGGUGGAUGCGGAGGAGGAGGAGGCGAUGGAGGUGGACUGAGGAGUG
This is a messenger RNA of Strigops habroptila (Kakapo), 621 nucleotides long. RefSeq lists its product as uncharacterized. The transcript is spliced from 3 exons. NCBI's taxonomy places the organism in Eukaryota, Metazoa, Chordata, Aves, Psittaciformes, Psittacidae. Bases 1 to 615 code for a protein of 204 amino acids. The record is from RefSeq and is a predicted model, not a curated record.